AACAGCACCUCUCACUCUCACGACGACUCCGCACUCCAACAGUAUGCAGGCCCCGAUGGGUUUCUAUCUAGAUUUCACUUGGUAAGACCGCUUAUAUCAAGCGUAUGCCGCGCGGAUUCGGUGAUAAGCCCAGCUACCGCAGGCGAAGAGUCUGAAAAGGGACCUCAGAACACGAAGAGCCAUCGCAGUCCCGUCCCUGCCGCAGACCAGGACUACAUUUUCGACGCGUAGGAGCAUCAAUGGUCGUGCCGUUCGUUCCUUUCGAGACUCGUCGGACUCAACAUAGCACAGACAAUUGUGUCGAUGCGCCAAAGCGACCUCAAUACCCAUCAUUGCCAAGAACACAAUACUACGCACCCGAACCUCUCGGCUUCUUCGCAGACCACAGACCUGACCUGACUUGGGCAGAGCAUGUCUCAAGCACCCAGGCCACAAAAGUACCCACCAUACUUCGCUGAAAUAAAGCAGCGUCUAGUCGAGGGACAUCAAGACGCAGUCUGCAAAUCCUGGCAUAGGCUAUUGUGCCGACUCCGCACUGAGGUCGACCUCCUGGCUAGAGAAGGCUCAAAUUCCAUACCUACAAUCAGCUUCAAUGAUAUCGCCAAUGAAUCUACUACACGACAAUUCGUCGCGGUGCUCAAGCAGCGUGGUGUGGGAGUGGUUAGGAAUGUGGUAGCCGGCGAGGCUCUCUCUACCUGGAUGAGGGAGACUGAGCAAUACUUCGUCCACAGCAUGAAUGAAGCCAUAGGAGCCUCCACGGUAUGCGGAUCGCAGCUACAGAACGUGUUUUGGUCGCCGGCCCAAACCCGAGCUCGAGUCAGCCCGGGCGUGUUGGUGGUGCAACAAGCCAUCAUGCGCGCCUGGACCAGCCCGAAGCCUCAGCCGCCGCUCACCACCAACUUCCCCGUUGUGUACGCCGACAGGCUGCACAGGGGAGAUGCCACAACUGCUACACUUCACCAGACCGCUCAUAUUGAUGGACCAAGCCUGGAACGCUGGGGGCAGCACUCUGACUCCCCUUACGCACACAUUUGGCGUGGCGACUGGGAACGAUAUGAUCCCUGGGAUCCUCAGAGCCGGCUGGCAGCAACAACUGAAUUACGCGGGUACGACACGGCCUGUAGCAUGUUUCGCAUGUUUCAGGGCUUGCUCUGCCUGGGUACGCCGUCAUCUGAGGCGGUCUUCUUCAGAUUCUGCCCCCUCUUGCAAGCCGCUACAGCCUACGUCCUGCUGCGACCGUUCUUCAGUCCCGUGGUCGCCACGCCCAGCAGCCCGGACUUCCUCUUUGCCGAGAACUGGAUUUUUGCGCCAGCAGCUUGUCCUGAACUACCAGGUGCCGGUCAGGCUGCACGGCAAGAAGUUGCCCAUGCACUACACCCGCACCUGCAGCUAUCACAGACUCUUAUUCAGCAUCCACCCCUGCGGCCGGGAGACUACUUAAUAUGGCACCCUGAUGCCAUCAUUGCGCCCCCCGAAGUUGCCUCGAAUGCAACCGCCAUGUUUUUGCCUGCCUGUCCGCUCACGCACAGUAAUGCCCUUUACCUGGCGCGCCAGCGAAAGACGUUCUUGCUGGGACACCGUGGACCCGACUUUGCAAAGCUGAACGGCAGAGACGAGAGAGCUCACAUGGGGCGGGCAGGAGUACAAGACGUGUGCGAUGCCGGGGGAGAGGCUGGACUUCGGGCAAUGGGCCUCAUGCCAUGGGACGAGGACGAUGUCGAGUCGGCGAUCGAAGCCGAGGUUGUGGACAUGGCCAACAAUGUGCUCUUCCCUGAUCGCCAUGAUUUCGACAUGAUGAACUGAACACAGUGAGAAGGAAUGAUGCUGUUAGUAGAUCGACCACGGUUGGCUAGGAAAAUGCGACUGGGUGGUUGAGCUUUGGCCAAAACCUGCCGAACACUUUGUUCGAGGGUGCUUGACUCUUGAUAUAUCAAAUUCUAUACAUUCCCAAGGAAGAAAAUCCCACUUUUGGUUGACC
This is a messenger RNA of Emericellopsis atlantica, 1978 nucleotides long. RefSeq lists its product as uncharacterized. The transcript has a single exon. Bases 412 to 1803 code for a protein of 463 amino acids. NCBI's taxonomy places the organism in Eukaryota, Fungi, Ascomycota, Sordariomycetes, Hypocreales, Bionectriaceae. The record is from RefSeq and is a predicted model, not a curated record.